UGUCGAGCGGAAAAGGCUUUGAGGUCGACGCUCGAUGGGGGGCAGGGUUUUGUCAAACAAACAGGAAGAGGAGACCUGCGCGUUCACGUCUGCCCACCGUGAUCAAAAAGACCCCUGCGGCGCUUCUCUUUCUCCUUGUGGCGCGGCGAGGCGUGAAUUAAGCGAAUGAAGACUCAAACGCGCGCCCGAUAAAGCCAUUUCGACAAAAACAAACGACCCACCUACUCAUCAAGCAACCCGGGUCAAAGUGCACAGGAAGCUGGGGGGCUGCCAUCUUUAGCCUGCUGCUAAUGCUAGCGUCUAAACGUUAGAUGCAACAACGACGUAGAGGAGCGGUUCGUUUGGGGGGAUUUAGUAGCUAGCUGUCCUCGGUUCCAUUUCAAAUUGACAUCUCCGUCCUUUCUCGUACGACCCCGCCGCUCACGACCACCGUCAGUGGAUGCAUUCGGCAUGGAGAAGCUAUCGGAGCCGUCUUGGACUUCUUCGUACACCUACCAGGUGAGCAAGCACAGUGCGGAGAUGCUACACAACCUCGACGUCCAGAGGAAAGAUGGAGGCAGGUUCUGCGACGUGAUCCUGCGCGUCGGCGAGGAGAGCUUCCCCGCGCACAAGGCUGUGUUGGCGGCGUGUAGCGAGUAUUUCGAGUCCAUGUUUGGCCGCCAGCCGGAGGACGGCGACGCCAGGGAGCUGGAGAUGCACACGAUCAGCCCCAAAGUUUUCAAAGACAUCUUGGACUUUGCGUACACGUCAAGGAUCGUGGUGCGGCUCGAGUGCUUCCCGGAGUUGAUGACAGCCGCUAAGUUUCUACUGAUGCGCUCCGUCAUCGAGAUCUGCCAGGAGGUCAUCAAACAAUCUAAUGUGCAAAUCCUCGUCCCGUCGUCGCGGGGAGCAAACGCCAGCCUUUUCCAGGCGGCCGGGUCCGCGGAACUGGGCUUCUCGGUGGCCCAACAGCAGGAUUUGGUAAACGGGACGGCGCUGGUAGGCUUUGCUAACAAUGGACAUCAGGUGGAUGGGAGCGAAGCCGCGGCGGCCGCAGCCGUUUUGCUGGAGGACGCCGCCGAGGGAUCGAUGCCCAUUUUGCAACCCGUCCAAGGUCUGCCCAUGUCGCCAGAAACGACGACGUUACAUCACGACGCCGUUUCGAAAAGGGGCAGGGGGCGACCCAAGAAAGCCGGCGCCCCGGAAGAGCCCCUACACUUUAAUCACAACGCGCAGAAAAACAUCGUGCUUUUUCCUUGCGGCGCUUGCGGCAAAGCCUUUACUGAAGCCUCCCGACUGAAGAACCACGAGGCCCAACACGGAGCCACUAUCGGGGGCCGUUCGACGCAGAGCGGCAUGGCCCUGUUGGCACAAGAGAACGACGAUCAGUUCCACGGAGGGCUGGGGAUGGACAACGGCCGCAAGCGCGAGCGGACCCGGCGACACGUCGGCUGUGACAUUUGCGGCAAAGUGUUCCGCGACGUGUACCACCUGAAUCGGCACAAGCUGUCCCACUCCGGGGAGAAGCCGUACGCGUGUCAUGUGUGCGGUCUGCGUUUCAAACGUAAAGAUCGGAUGUCCUAUCACGUGCGUUCUCACGACGGCUCCGUGGGAAAACCGUACGUUUGUCAAAGCUGUGGCAAAGGAUUCUCUAGACCAGAUCACCUGAAUGGGCAUAUCAAACAAGUCCAUACAACAGAGAGACCCCACAAGUGCCAGAUUUGUAAUGCCUCUUUUGCUACAAGAGAUCGCCUCAGGUCACACCUCGCAUGUCAUGAGGACAAAAUUCCCUGCAAAGUUUGUGGGAAGUUCCUCCGAGCAGCUUAUAUGUCAGACCACCUCAAGAAACACAGCGAAGGAACACAUAACUACUGCGGCAUCUGCAACAAAGGUUUCUCCACUGCCUCCUACCUUAAGGUGCAUACAAAGACACACCAUGGCUCCUCACUGCCACCUUCUUCCGCGUUGCAUCCUUUCCCUGAGACAAGCGGGGAACUACAGAUGCACAACGGCGCCCCUUACCACAUGGGACGCCAGUUCUCAGUGGAAGACGCCAGUCGUCAGCUCGUCCUCUCCUCGCCCGAGGCAGGGGCUCGUUUUCAUGGGCUCCCUGGACAUCAAGUUCUCUCACAGCCUGGCCCACCAGACUUGGGUUCACAGCCUGAGCAGCUGCUUGUAGGGAAGCCAGGCGGGACUCCAUAUUUCUGGGAGUGUCGCUCUGGUGGGGUACCCGCUUUCCCUGUCCAUGGGCCUGCUGCAGAUGGACAGGAAAAUGACGGCAAAUGUCCUCACCUGGAGUCUGAAGAAUCGGAUCCUUCAUUUGGGGAACUUUCCAACUGUGACGAAAUGAAAUCCCCACCCAAAUCAGACAGGCCGGAGCUGGAGCUGCCCUCGCUGGCCUGCAAUGGAACCUCUGUGAGGGCACUGGGCUCUCCUGAGGGUCCCAAAGCUAAGACAGAACCCGAGAAGAAAUUCAACUGCGGCAUCUGCGGUCAGGCCUUCCGCACCAAGUCCUACCUCAGGAAACACCAGCACAGAGUGCACAAAACGCCCAGGGCUCAGGCCGGGUCUGGAUCUGGUUUAAGCGAGCUGGCUCCCUUCUCGCCGCAGCAGAGCAUGUCUCUGCUGGAGUCCUUCGGUUUCCAGAUAGUCCAAUCGGCCUUCGCCUCCUCACUGGUGGACGCGGAUGCGGGUCAAAGCGGGCUGGACUUUGGAGGGAAGUGACGCGUACGUUUGGUUUCUUAUGUUCUCCUCUAAGCCAGCUUGAUCACCUUACCCCAGUUGCUCCGUGUUUGACUAUUAACUUUGCCUCAAGACUACUUCUCUUGCUUAAUGUGUAUAUUUUUGCCAGACUGCCAUAUGAUUCCUACUUUUUCUACAUUUUCAUAGAAUGGGAAGUGCAUAUACGGUUAUGUAAUUAUCUUUGUAAUGAAAAGACAUGAAGGUGAUCUCUCCUUUGUAUCGGUUUUUGAAAAACUUUAAGUUGAUUUGAUUAUUCAUUGAGCUUUCUUAGCCACGCGUGUCUGGACGUGAUAAAUCGGCGCGUAUACCCGACGCCCCUGCUCGCUCUUCUGAAACCAUCUCGCCCUUCAGGCCGACAGGCAGAGCUUAAAUGAUUUUUUUAUGUUGCGUUUUCCCAACAUGGUUGUUUAAUCAAUUGCAUAUUCAAGAAUUUGAAUUUGUUCAAUGCAAGUAAUUUGCAUCGUUCGCAUUUGCUUUAGUCACAAGAAGAAGCAAAACACCGACAGAAGAGGAAAGUUAAAAGGCACUUUUUAUUUUGCAUUUAUCUUUUUUUUGCUCAUACAAAUCAAGAAUGAGACCGUAGAAAAACAUUUUUCUUCACUGCUGAAACCUUAAAUGAGGUGACGGUCAUCAGCUUGCACAAAAGUGACCAAGUUCAAAACGGAAACUCGCCAUUAUCCCGUUAGCAAUUAUUUACCCCAAACGAUAACGUUCCCAAAAUCCUUUGUGUUCCGAACAUUUACUCACCGAUCGGGGACCAAGGGCAGGUGAAUUAUCGUAAUAUAUUUUAAUAAAUGUAGAUUUCUAUUUUAUUAACUUAUUUAUACCCCUUCUUUCGGGUGAAGUUUUGUUUCUUUAUGUGUGUAAAUGUCAAACUGAUCUGUCAAUUUUGAAGCUCUCGUAAGUUAUGUUUUAGGAGAUGUGCGAGUGUGCGAACAUAUGUGUUAAAGGGCAUGUGACCAGGCAGCAGCCAGACCAAUCAUAAACACAAAUGAGAAGUUUCUACUGUAUUGUUUAAUGGAAAUGUACUAAAGAAAUGUGGGAAUAUUUGAAUAUUCGAGCCAAUGCUCAGCUAGGAAGGAUAAACAUUUCCACAUAUGACAACUCGAGUUCCGAGUAAUAUUUUCUUUUGUCUCUUUUGCAUUGACCAACUAGUCGCACCAAGUGAGGUGUGUUGCGUGUUCCAUCUCCUACUUAUUGUUUUGAAUAGAGUGACUGUAUUGUCUGUUUCUAUAUUAUUUAUGCUUAUAUCGUGAAGUGUAACAAGUGUAUAUAUACGCCAUCCAUAUGCACAUUCUAUAAAUAUAUAUAAAUAUUGACCGAAUCAAUGAGGUUUUGUUACUGGUGGACCUGUACAUAAGCAACUUGUUUUGCUUUUGUCCGUUGUGCUAGAAGCUUGUUAAAUUAUGUUACAACUUUGGCUGAGUGUCAAUCAAGUAUGCGCGGUCACAAUGUCAGCUGCUUGCUUUUUUUGUUAUUUUGUUGCGAUCCAUUCUUUCACGAAAGGCUUGUGUUGUUAUUGGAGGACAUGGUGAAUUUGCUUCACUUGCAUUGGUACUUAAUUGUUAAAGAGCUUUGUUUUCCUUUAGCCCUAAAUGUUUGGCUUUUUUGAUCUGUUGCAAAGUGCCUUCCACAUACUGAUUGUGCACAGCAGUGGAUUUAAAGGUUGUCUUUCAGAGAAUUGUACCGUGACUUACAUUGGAACUUUGAUUUUCUACAAAACACAAAAUGUACAGAAUCUGAACUUGGUAUUACUAUAUCGUCAUAUAAAACACGCUCACAAAAAAAAAAAAAAAAAAAAGCUUUUAAAACAUGUGCGCUACAUGUUUUGUUAUCACGUAUUUGGACAAAUUUCCGUAUAAGCAGCAUACUUUUCUACAGUAUAAAUCUUUUGUUUUUGUACUCUGUUAUUGAGUCUCUUGUUGCUACAGAGACGAGGAUCCAAUAAAUUGCAAUGGAAAAGCCUGUCAUCUGCACUGUCAGUGAUCUUUUUCUUUACAAAGUGAUAUUAAAACACUGAACUAUUGGAUAUCAUUAUUUACAAGACAUUUACCGUAAUUUUCGGACUAUAAGACGCACACUUUUCCCCUCAUUUUGAAUCCUGCGGUUUAUAGUCCAGUGUGACUUAUUAGGUAACCUGUCAUAAGCAUUCAUUAAUGCUGAUGACUGUGUCAUGUCAUAAUUAUGAUUGCCUUAUGACGUGAAGGAAUCCGACCUAGCCAGACCGCCGGAAUCUCGCUGUCGCAGAUCCAAUGGCCCGGGCUGGCAGGACUCCGGCAAUCCGGCCAGAAGGUCAAACUCUCAAGCGAGCAGGCAAUCUCCUUCUGGGGAUACCCGCUUCUAAAUCUAAAACUUGUCCUUUUACUUUUUUAUUCGCCCGGCCUAAACUACGACCAUGGACUGUGUACUUGAUACGUUUUUUUUUUUUUUUAAACACUCUAUUACUCGAAUUAUCCACUGCAUAUUACCACAAUACAACAAUUACCGUUAGACAAAACACAAAUGG
Molecule: messenger RNA, 5227 nt
Organism: Corythoichthys intestinalis (scribbled pipefish)
Lineage: Eukaryota; Metazoa; Chordata; Actinopteri; Syngnathiformes; Syngnathidae
Gene: patz1
Product: POZ/BTB and AT hook containing zinc finger 1
Exons: 6
Coding region: 451-2703 (750 amino acids)
Biological process (GO): regulation of transcription by RNA polymerase II
Cellular component (GO): nucleus
Molecular function (GO): DNA-binding transcription factor activity, RNA polymerase II-specific; protein binding
Source: RefSeq, a predicted model, not a curated record